AUGGACGACUCGGUGCCUGAUACUCCCAUUCGGGGAAAGAAGCCUGUGCCAGGCUCCCCCGACGAAGAGGGUGACUACGAAACGAUCGCCACCUUGCCUGCGCAUACCCUCACCCCGUCGCAACAGCGAUUGACGCAGCCUACGCAGUUAGUUGAUAUGUCCUACUCACGCCCGAACAAUACCAUUGUUCAGGUUGCUGCCUCCUCACCGACUGCUCCCGUCUCCUCACCUCCCCACCGUGCCUCCCACGGCGGGCUCUUGAGCUCGCUCAUGGCCCCCUCUGGCACUUCCUUCCGUCCUCCAGCAACGACUGUUCGCCCAACAAAACGAACUCCCAACUUCGACAUGGAUGAUGGUCCAACUUACCGAGGUGGAUCCUCAGAUGACGAUGAGAAUCGCAUUGACAUCAAACCUGCGAUGUUUGAGAAGACUGUGCGAAGCCCUGAAAAAGUUGCAGAGUCGCCAGUGCGCGCCGAGACCGGGUUGAUGGAUCGCUUCAAGGAAAUAACCUCAUCUGCAAUGUACGACCCCAAUGCGACAGGCAUGAAGCGUUCUGCCGAUCGAAUGAGCCCAGCCGACGCUCCGCGAGGUGUUGCCACGAAGAAGGCCCGACAAGACGCACCCUCCCGCGCGCAACCUGUGACGGCCCAGAUUUCGACCGUGCUGGACAUUGUCGAUUUCCGAGUCCGAGUCAAGGUGGAGCGGAUUCUGAAGGUCAUGCCGACGAAUUCUGUACAAGAGUGUGUGGAUGCGCUUAUGUCUGCGAAUGGAAACUACGACGACGCCUUGAAUAUCCUCGCCAAUGAGCCUUUCAGAUCGAUAGGAAACGGAAGCCGUAAUGGCGCGAUUGAAAUCGAGUCAUCAGAAGACGAAUUGAGUGCUGAGCCUGUCCGCAACACGGGACAGAUGGCCAAGCAGAAAAUUAAGGCCCGCGGCACCAUCCAGGACAAGUGGGCUGCUGCGAAGCUACCAGUCACUUCUCAGAAAGUGGACGACGCGAAGCCUCGAGGCCGUCUCAUGCGAGGCCCACGAAGUCGGGGCUCUCCACCUCCUGCUAACACCAUUAUGAUUGAUUCAGACGAAUCACCUCCGAAGAAAAAAGCAGGCCGUCUCCAAAAAGGUCCUAGCCGUGCUCCCUCUUUCUCCCCUGAAGCAGUGUUGUCCGACUCCGAUGAUUCCGAUGUUCAAGAGGAGGAUACAUCUGGCGGUGAUUUGGCAGACAAAGUGCUGCGGUUCUUCAACACCUGCAAAACUCAUGAUCUCGCCGACAUCGCUGCGGUCCCCGAGGAGACCGCCGAGUUGAUCACUUCGCAACGCCCUUUUACUACUUUGGACCAAGUUCGUGCAGUCAGUGCUCCUGUCGAUGAUGACGCAAAACCCAAGGGCAAGGGCAGGGGGCGCAAGCCUCCCAAGCCCGUCGGCGACAAGAUUGUGGAUAAGUGCAUGGAUAUGUGGACCGGAUACCUGGCGAUCGACGCUCUCGUCGCGGAAUGUGAAGCACUGGGUAAGCCCGUGGCGGAGGAGAUGAAGAAGUGGGGUGUGGACAUCUUCGGCAAGCGUGGUGAUGGUGAACUCGAACUGACGAGCAUGGGAGGCUCCCACGAUUCUGGGAUCGCAACACCUUCGUCCAGUCAGCCGUCUCCCGGUGACGAUGAUUCGGAUGAGGACAUCCGUCCGGUUGUCAAAUCUCGCAAGUCUCAGUCGAACGGUCAAUCUGGUUUCAUCUCACAGCCAGCCGUCAUGGCCGAAACCUUGGAGAUGAAGGACUACCAGAUUGUUGGCCUGAACUGGCUGGCGCUGCUGUUUGAGAAGAAGAUGAGCUGUAUUCUCGCAGAUGACAUGGGUCUCGGCAAGACCUGUCAAGUCAUAUCUUUCCUCUCGCACCUCUACGAGAAAAACAUUAAAGGCCCCCAUCUGGUUGUCGUCCCUUCGUCAACCAUCGAAAAUUGGCUUCGCGAGUUCCAGAAGUUUUGUCCGAUGCUCUCUGUCAUGCCUUACUACGCCGGUCAAACCGAGCGUGCAUACAUCCGCGAACAGAUCGAAGAUAACCGUAACGACAUUAAUGUCGUUGUUACUACCUACACCAUCGCCAAGGCCAAGGUAGAUGCGAAAUUCCUCCGAGAUAUGGACUUCUGUGUUUGCGUUUACGACGAAGGACACAUGUUGAAGAAUUCACAGUCUCUGUUGUACGACAAACUUAUUCGCAUCAAGGCCCAGUUCCGACUCCUUCUCACAGGCACUCCGUUGCAGAAUAACCUGCAAGAGUUGGCAUCUCUGCUCGGGUUCAUCCUUCCCGGGGUCUUCAAGGACCACAGGGAGGAUCUUCAGUCCGUCUUUUCCAACAAGGCGAAGACGACCGACGAAUCGCACGCUACUCUUCUAUCAGCACAGCGUAUCGAGCGUGCCAAAUCCAUGCUGAAGCCUUUCGUCCUCCGCCGCAAGAAGCACCAGGUCAUCGACCUGCCCGCCAAGCACUCGCACGUGCAAUACUGUGAGAUGAAGCCCUCGCAGCGGAAGAUCUAUGAGCACGAGAAGGAGCAAGUCCGCCAGCUUCUCGAGGACCGUGCCGCCGGCAAGAAGACCGGCUCGAAAUCUGCCAACAUUCUUAUGAAGCUUCGUCAAGCGGCCAUCCACCCCCUCCUCGCCCGUCGCCACUACGAUGAUGCAACUCUGAAGAAGAUGGCUAAGAGCUGUUUGAAGGAAGACAAAUGGGCUGUGUCGGAUCCAAAAAUCAUCGAAGAGGAACUACAGGCUUACAACGACUAUGAGUGUCAUCAUAUGUGCCUGGAGAACCCCUCUUCACUCGGCAAAUACGCGCUCAAGAACGAGGAAUGGAUGGACUCCGGCAAAGUCGACAAGCUUCGCGAACUGCUCACUCGCUUCAUCGCCAACGGCGAUCGCACCCUGAUCUUUUCCCAGUUCACCAUGGUCAUGGACAUCCUAGAGAACGUGCUUGAGACCCUGCGCAUCGAGUUUGUGCGCUUGGAUGGCCGCACCAACGUCGAAGACCGUCAGUCCAUUCUGGACGCGUUUUACGAGCGCGAGGACAUUCCUGUCUUCCUGCUCUCGACCAAGGCCGGUGGCGCGGGCAUCAACUUGGCCUGCGCGAACAAAGUUGUCAUCUUCGACUCCUCGUUCAACCCGCAGGAGGAUGUGCAAGCCGAGAACCGCGCCCACCGGGUCGGACAGACCCGCGAGGUCGAGGUUUUCCGCUUCGUCACUCGCGAGACCAUCGAGGAGCAGAUAUAUGCCCUCGGUCAGACGAAGCUGGCGUUGGACCAGGCCGUCGCGGGCGAGGACGACGCCGGUGCGAAGAAGAACGAGGAGGCCGGGAUGAAGGCCGUGGAGAGCAUGGUCCUUGCUGAUAUGGAUAAGGAGGGUGGUGUCUAG
This is a messenger RNA of Penicillium canariense, 3390 nucleotides long. Its product is annotated as DEAD/DEAH box helicase. NCBI's taxonomy places the organism in Eukaryota, Fungi, Ascomycota, Eurotiomycetes, Eurotiales, Aspergillaceae. Gene Ontology annotation, cellular component: nucleus. The transcript has a single exon. Gene Ontology annotation, molecular function: ATP binding; ATP-dependent chromatin remodeler activity; chromatin binding. The record is from RefSeq and is a predicted model, not a curated record. Bases 1 to 3390 code for a protein of 1129 amino acids.